This is a messenger RNA of Daphnia magna, 1196 nucleotides long. RefSeq names its product adhesive plaque matrix protein. The record is from RefSeq and is a predicted model, not a curated record. NCBI's taxonomy places the organism in Eukaryota, Metazoa, Arthropoda, Branchiopoda, Diplostraca, Daphniidae. Bases 722 to 1066 code for a protein of 114 amino acids. The transcript has 2 exons.
GAAAUUAACGAAGACUUGUCAGUUGCAUCUGGGAACUAAGGUUUUCAGCCCACGUGAAUAUCCUGCCUUCGUUUUUGCAUAAAGUAAUCCUCAAUUAUUUUCUGGGCACUGAUUGUCACAUCGUAAAACGACGCCAUUUACAAGAAAUCAAAUAAUCCAACUCGGCCCUGGUAACACAAAAUCGUGGGAUGAACGUAGUCAGUCGUGCUACGCCAUCUUUUAUCAGGAUUGAUUCAUGGAAGGAUAAAAGCUACUAAAAGUGAGUUGAAAACGAUACAAAAAACAAAACAACAGGAUAAUCAGCAUACUAAUAUGGAGCAGUUCAUUUGAAAGGGGAAAGAAUGUCGGGCAUCCAAGCGUAAUGAGGAUUGAUGAAUAGAAAUUAUGUAGAAACUACUGUUAGGCAAAGAAAUGCUUUUUCAACAGUUUGCAUUGAUGGCGGAAGACCUCAAGGAGAAAUCGAUUCGGUGGUGAUUAUUUUUCGCACAAGUGAAAAGUAAAACAAUUCUCUUGUUUUCUCUGAUGGGCUCGCUGAACGUUAGGUAAAAACCACAGUAUUUUCUUUUUGUUUUGUUUUUCACACGCAAGUCUAACACCGAAAUGUCAGCUUGAGAUGGGCUAGUCAUCCUGAAUCGGUAUAAAACAUCGUGAUGUUUUCUGUAAAAAGCAUCAGUUGCAUUCAGCAAAGACAACCGAAGACAACAGCGUCAUCUUAGCCAACAUGAAGAUCGUUAUCAUUGCUGCUAUCCUGUCCUUAGUUUCAUGCCAAGCACCAUAUUACCAACCAACGCACACUCCUUAUCCAGAAUACAAACCGGAGUACCAGGGAAACCCAUCAUACCAACCGGAGUACCACGCUACCCCUUCAUACAAACCGGAUUAUCCGGUACCGGCUUACAAACCUACGUAUCCUGAAUACAACAAACCAGCUUACCACGAGCCAACGUAUGCCUAUCAAGGCCCAUCAUACAGACCAUCGUACCCCAAGCCUGCCUACAAACCUGAAUACGAACCUUCAUAUCCUGAAUAUCAACCCUAUUCUCCACCUAAGUAUCCCUCUUACUAAACCUACUGGUGGACAAUUAAAAUGAAGGAUUAGGAAGGAUUAGCAAACAAUCUUUCAUAUCUAAUGAUGUAAUAGCAAAAAUAAUUCCUUUUUAUGUUUAAAUAAAUUUAAAAGUCUAUAUCACGUAAAA